Arabidopsis lyrata subsp. lyrata is the source of this 1399-nucleotide messenger RNA. Its product is annotated as protein PHLOEM PROTEIN 2-LIKE A6. NCBI's taxonomy places the organism in Eukaryota, Viridiplantae, Streptophyta, Magnoliopsida, Brassicales, Brassicaceae. Gene Ontology annotation, biological process: signal transduction. Bases 100 to 1281 code for a protein of 393 amino acids. The transcript has 3 exons. The record is from RefSeq and is a predicted model, not a curated record.
GAUUAGUUUAUCGUUCAAAGCAUCUUGACAAAACACAGAAGGUCAAACAAUUUAUCAACAAAAACUCUCUUUCUGCGUUUUCCUCAAAGAAGAUCUUUCAUGGCUUCUUCUUCCUCGGUUGUGAAACCCACCCCAACGGGGCCUCAAGUGUUCAUAUGCUUCCGGGGAGCAGAUGUCCGAUCACACUUCAUAAGCCAUCUUGACCCUGCCUUGAGAGAAGCGAAUAUAAACGUCUUCAUAGAUGAUGACGAGUUUUUGGGCACAGAUUUGGUUAACCUUUUGAAGAGGAUAGAAGAGUCAGAGAUCGCGCUAGUGAUCUUUUCGGAGGAUUUCACAAGUUCGUAUAGGUGCUUGGAUGAGCUGGCCAAGAUCAAGGAAUGCAAGGAUCAAGGCCGUCUCAUAGUGAUUCCCAUCUUCUACAAAGUUAAACCUUCCGUUGUGAAAUAUCUUAAAGGAAAUUUUGGCGAUAAUUUCAGGGAACUAGAACGCAAUAAUCUACACAUGCAACAAAGAACUCAGAAAUGGAAGAAAGCUUUAGUGUCUAUCCCGGAAUCAAAAGGGAUGCCAAGGGCAGAACAAAGUGAGAAGACCGAUAAAGACUUCAUAACCUCAAUGGUCAUCAAGAUUCAAGAAUUACUGGAUUAUAUGGCUGCCAGAAGAAACAAAGAAAUAGAAGCGAAUCGUCAAGGAGUUUCCAUCGUCCCUGCAAGGAAACCAAAAGCAGAAGCGAAUCCUCAAGGAGGUUCCGUGGUCCCUGCUGCAAGGGAGCAAGAAAGAGAAGCGAGUCAUCAAGGAGGUUCCGUGGUCCCGUCCAUGGUCCUUGCAAGGGAUUUAGUAAUCACUCAUUUUGAUAAACCUCAAAGAUGGACUUGGAGUACUAUCAACGAGGCACCAAACUCUGCGGAAAUUGAGAUUGCGACGUCGAAUAAACUUUACUGGCUUAAAAUAGUGGGAACAAUAACUACGGAGAAUCUAACACCAGGAACUAAGUACGAGGCUGUAUUCGUAGUGAAAUUAGAAAUUAAUGCUAGUGGAUGGGAUAUACCAGUGACUCUAAAGCUGAAGGUGGUACAACACGAUGGGGACGAUGAUCGGGUGGAUCGAACAGAGAACUUGAACGAUUACAUAGGCCAGAACUGGGUGGAUAUUUUGGCCGGAGUUUUCGUGGUUCCGCCAAAAACCACUCCCGCAACGAUCAUUUGCACCAUGUAUCAGUACGCGGACGAGUAUAAGAAAAAGGGACUCGUCGUCAAAGGUCUUGCAAUACGUCCCACGAACUAAGGCGCGCGUACAAGCAAAAGGAUAUAUGAUCUUUCUUGUUGUCUAAUAUAUGUAUUUGAAAAAUGAAACACUGGUCUGUUUUGUUAACAAGUGAAUUGUUGUUCUUCUUUUUUUUUUU